CGCGCAUGGCUGAUGAGAAUUGUUAUACACAACUGCGAUAGGACUCUCGAAAUGUAGACGUCUCGGAACCAAUUUCCAUUGCUUGUGUACAAGCAACUAGGAUCUAAGUCGUGCGCAAUCGUAGGGAUACACAAAAUGAAAUAUUUUCAAUUUUCCAGUAUGUUCUAGAGGAGGUGUCAUGACAAAGCAUGGAUUUUUACAGGAUCUUAGGUGUGAAAAGGGGUGCUUCACAGCAGGAGGUGAAGGAUGCCUGGCGUCGAGAAGCCCUCAAGAACCAUCCUGACAGACUACAGAACGCUUCAGACUUUGACAGAGCCGAGGCUGCACGGAGGUUCAAAGAAGCCAAAGAGGCUUACGAGGUGCUCAGCGAUGAUGGCAAGCGAGCGCUAUACAACACCUCUGGCCGCUCGGCAGUCUAUGCAGCGCAGAGGGCAGGCAGGACAUCCUCAUACGGCAGCGAUUUCACUCCCAGGGCGCGCAGCGGCUGGUCUAACUUCAGAUACCAGCAGCAGCGCCACAACGUCCAUGGGUCUGCAUUUAGUUUCUUCAGGGGGUUCACGCGUGGCAUGGGCCGAGCUGAUGCCUACUUCCAUGCCGGCUUUGCUGGCAUCCUGGUUGUUGGAGUCGUGCUCGUCGCCCCGAUGGCUGACUCACUCUGGGAGCGCAUGAAUAGUGGGAAACUGUUCAAGCAUAUGAAGGCAGCGGAAUCACACACGGCUGUUUGGCCUGUGAGAGAUCGGAUACAGGAUGAGGGUGAGAGGCUGCGGGCUCAGGGAGUGCCUCCAGAAGUCAUUUCUGGCAUGCGCAGCAUCAAUGCCCAUGAUUUUGCCAGGCAGCCAGCUGACGCCAAUUCCAGAAGCACUCUCACGAUGGGCACUGUUACCACUGAGCGCUUCCUCACCCCAAAGCGCCAGUGA
Messenger RNA from Coccomyxa subellipsoidea C-169, 917 nucleotides. RefSeq names its product DnaJ-domain-containing protein. Bases 189 to 917 code for a protein of 242 amino acids. NCBI's taxonomy places the organism in Eukaryota, Viridiplantae, Chlorophyta, Trebouxiophyceae, Coccomyxaceae. The transcript has 8 exons. The record is from RefSeq and is a predicted model, not a curated record.